GCCGUCAGCAGGAUAGAACCAACGCUGAGGACCAAUGAUGUGUCGGGAGGAUCCUGGGAAAAUGGAGCUGUGGAUGGCACACCUCUGAAUCAGCUGCUACUUCUUGUCUCCAGUUUAUAAGCUCUUAAAAGUUCUCUGGAAGUAACCCUAUAUCCAGAAUCUUCCCUAAGUAUGAAAGAGGAAAUGUGGAAGUUUUCAUUUAAUACAUCACGGUCUUGAAAAGAGCUAGAAUGCCAAAGGCAAGAACCCCAGCACUCUGCCCAUCCUCCUGUGAGACCCUGGUAAUUGUCUAACAAAUCCAUCAUGUGUCUGCUGGGCUGGAGCAUCUGCUGGGAAAAGUUCCAGAACCUCAAGAUGCCUUGGGGUUCAUCUGCUUCCAGAAGCAGCUAGUGGUGGCCUUGGUGCUCUUUCCUGGGCAUGUCUUGAGAUCUUUUUUCUGUGCUCUGUUCUGAUGUAUGGCCUCCACAAUUGUGCAGCCGAAGGAUGACCUUGCUCUUUGGGUGGGACAAUAUUUGUGAAGGAGGGAGCCGUGUGUGUAGAAGUCUGUGGGAAGAGAGCAACACUGAGCAUGUCUUUGCCAAACCAGUCCAUAGAAGGCCUUCCCCAGGAGGCCUCCAACAGAUCUCUGAAUGCUACAGGGGAUUGGGACCCACAGGUCUUGCAGGCACUCAAAAUCUCCCUUGUGGUGAUCCUUUCCCUCAUCACACUGGCCACUGUCCUCUCCAAUGCCUUUGUACUUACCACCAUCUUACUCACCAAGAAGCUCCACACCCCGGCCAAUUAUCUCAUUGGCUCCUUGGCCACCACCGACCUCCUGGUUUCUAUCUUGGUCAUGCCCAUCAGCAUAGCCUAUACUACCACCCGCACCUGGAACUUUGGCCAAAUCCUGUGUGACAUCUGGGUGUCAUCCGACAUCACAUGCUGCACGGCCUCCAUCCUACACCUCUGUGUCAUUGCUCUGGACAGGUACUGGGCCAUCACCGAUGCCCUGGAGUACAGCAAACGCCGGACAGCAGGCCACGCAGCAGCCAUGAUUGCGGCAGUCUGGGCCAUCUCCAUCUGUAUCUCCAUCCCGCCGCUCUUCUGGAGGCAGGCCACAGCUCAUGGGGAGAUGUCCGACUGCCUGGUGAAUACAUCUCAGAUCUCUUACACCAUUUACUCCACCUGUGGGGCCUUCUACAUCCCAUCCAUCCUGCUCAUUAUCCUGUAUGGCCGCAUAUACGUGGCCGCCCGGAGUCGCAUCCUGAACCCACCCUCCCUCUAUGGGAAGCGCUUCACCACGGCACAGCUGAUCACAGGCUCUGCGGGCUCUUCACUCUGUUCGCUCAACCCCAGCCUCCACGAGAGCCACUCACACACAGCCGGCUCCCCUCUCUUUUUCAACCAGGUGAAAAUCAGGCUUGCCGACAGCAUCCUCGAACGCAAGAGGAUCUCUGCAGCUCGGGAAAGGAAAGCCACUAAGACCUUGGGCAUCAUUCUGGGGGCCUUUAUCAUCUGCUGGCUGCCUUUCUUUGUGGUGUCUCUGGUCCUCCCCAUCUGCAGGGACUCCUGCUGGAUCCACCCGGCCCUCUUUGACUUCUUCACAUGGCUGGGUUACUUAAACUCCCUCAUCAAUCCCAUCAUCUACACUGUGUUCAAUGAAGACUUUCGACAGGCAUUUCAAAAAGUUGUCCAUUUCCGGAAGGCCUCCUAG
Messenger RNA from Peromyscus eremicus (cactus mouse), 1693 nucleotides. RefSeq names its product 5-hydroxytryptamine receptor 1D (gene Htr1d). Gene Ontology annotation, biological process: chemical synaptic transmission; regulation of behavior; regulation of locomotion. The transcript has a single exon. Gene Ontology annotation, molecular function: G protein-coupled serotonin receptor activity. The coding region runs from base 569 to 1693 and encodes 374 amino acids. The record is from RefSeq and is a predicted model, not a curated record. NCBI's taxonomy places the organism in Eukaryota, Metazoa, Chordata, Mammalia, Rodentia, Cricetidae. Gene Ontology annotation, cellular component: plasma membrane.